Molecule: messenger RNA, 3481 nt
Organism: Drosophila willistoni
Lineage: Eukaryota; Metazoa; Arthropoda; Insecta; Diptera; Drosophilidae
Gene: NT1
Product: neurotrophin 1
Exons: 6
Coding region: 258-3341 (1027 amino acids)
Biological process (GO): regulation of Toll signaling pathway; innate immune response; central nervous system formation
Cellular component (GO): extracellular region
Molecular function (GO): growth factor activity; Toll binding
Source: RefSeq, a predicted model, not a curated record
CAGACGUAGCAAGCGGCAAAAGCUGCAACAACAAGAAAUUAAAAGAAGUGUGGCAAAGUAGAAAAUCGCUUUGUAAAAUCCGAUAAUUGAGACGCGUUUUAAGACUACAAAAAUUUGCCUAAGUCAACAAACUGAAUAAAAAAACUACACCUAAAUUAAAUCUGAGACGCGGCUACGGCCGUCAAAAGUGAAAAUUGGUUGAGGGAAACUUGUAUCGCGGUUCUUUCUAGCGAGGUGUCAACAGGAAACAAGGAAAAAUGAAAUCACGUUGCCUCUUCUGGGCCUUGCUCCAUUGUGUACUGUAUUUGGAUCUAGUCAGCGGCACCAACAUUAAUGGGGAUGAUCUAAUGGAUUUCGAUUUUGCUGAUACGCCUGAUACAACAGACUGGCAGCUGGACGACGCCGAACUACAGGGUCAUGAUUCAGAGAAUAAAAUUGAUAAUAAUAUGCUAGACUUUAGUGUGGACCUUAAUGAGCCAGAGCCAGAGAGGCACCAGGUAUCACCCUUCGACUGGCGCGAAAAGGUUCUACGCAAUGCACUGGCAAAGGCACUCACUGAUGAGGAACUCCGUCAAAAGUUCGUGGAAGUAAUGCCCAUACUAAGAGUUUUGUCCUCGCAGCAACGAUUGGCUCUAUCGGCAUUGAUUUCCGCCCAAAUGAACGCUAAGCAGGGACAAGAACUAAGGCUAGAGCAGGUUCGCAUGAUGUUUGGCGACGAUAAGAAGCUUCUGCUGCCCAUUGUCUAUGAUCUAGCUAAUUUGGUGAAGAACUCAGCACGGAAAUACAUUAAUCUUGGUACUGAUCUAGCGGCUGCAGCAUUGCUUAAUCGUAGGCAAGAUAAAUUAACGGAGGAAGAGAGUGAUCACGAUGACAACGUGGGUACUAUUGAUGUCAGCGCCAUGGCAGAGGAAGACCCCUCCUCCUCUUCCUCGUCGUCGCUGGAAGAUUUUUUCGAUGAGAUGCAGGCUGAGGUUUUGGACCCACAAAUUAUUAACGAAGCCUUACAGUCCGAUCUGCGGAAUAAAACCAACCAGUCUCACAAAAAACGUGUACGGCGCUCGCCCAAUGAGUUCAUUCAUAAGCUGACCCGCUCGGUUCCUGCCUCGGUCAAUGAGCAGCAGUUAAUGGGGGGUCUGGCUGGACGAACUAUCAAAUUGAAUACCACAGCAUUCCAGCAGCCCACUGACCCGACAACGGCAGCUCCAUCGCCCUCAGUACAAACAGAAUCUUAUAUGGAAAUAGAGGAUCUUGCCUUUGCAGGGCUAAAUGGAACCGAGUUGCCUUUGAAUGGCGCUGAUAGGCGUAACACUACAAUUAACGAAGAUGAAAAUUUGGAGCCCCUUCCUAAUCCAGAAGAGCUGAUAGCAGGUCCCCGAUAUCGCAUGGGCAGUAGCAAGCGACCCAAUCAAAAGGUGGCUAUUAAGCGGAAGCGUGUGCAAUAUCAGUCAGGACGAGGCAGACCGAAGACAUCGGCCAGCUCACAUAAUCCUGUUGUGGCGCCCCCAUACAAGAAGUGUGAACGCUUCACUAGCCACAUGUGCAUACGCACAGAUGAUUAUCCACUUGAUCAAAUUAUGGGCAGUAUUCGUAGGCAUAAAAAUGCCAUGUCCGCCCUUCUAGCCGAGUUCUAUGACAAACCUAACAACAAUUUGGAAUUCGCCGAUGAGUUCGACGAUUAUGUGAUAAACAAGAAGCGACGUGAAGAUGAGGGCUCAGCUGGAGGCAUGUGUCAGAGUGUGGUGCGCUAUGCCCGACCCCAAAAGGCAAAGUCUGCUUCGGGAGAGUGGAAAUUCAUAGUGAAUACGGGACAGCAUACUCAAACUCUGCGGCUUGAGAAGUGCAGCAAUCCCGGUGAGAGUUGCUCAUAUCUGGCCCAAACUUAUCGUUCUCAUUGCUCCCAGGUCUACAACUAUCAUCGCCUCUUGAGCUGGGACAAGGUACGCGGCCUUCAUGUGGAUAUCUUUAAGGUGCCCACUUGCUGCUCUUGUCAGGUUGACGGCUAUCGCCAACAGUUUCCGCCGCUCUCCUCUAUUCAAGCUAAAGAUUACUCGCCGGGGUCCAGCUAUAAGCUGGAUAAUGGCAAUAGCAAUGGCUACAGCACUAUUAACGAGGACGAUCUUGAUUACAACGAUGAGAGCGAAGAAGAUGAACUCGGCCUUGGCUAUGGUAACUACAAUAGUCGCGAUACCAACGAGUUGUACUCCAGCAGCAACAAAGUGCGUAACAAGACCCCGGCUCCGGCUAGUUUGGGUCCUUAUCUAAGUCCACCCGACGACGAAGAGCAAUAUGCAAUAGGCUCCAGUUACAAGAGCCACAAAAGUCACAAGAGUAGCAGUAGUAGCACCGGAAGUGGUGGUAGUCUGCCUCUAGCUAGUUCCAGUUCGAAAAAGUACUACAGCCAGGUCAGCCGACGUCGGCCCCAGCAUACUGAGGCUCGCGUGGAUCUGGAUUUGGCUCCAGCACCUAGCGAGCUGCACACUGAUCAAGAGGUAAACGUAUUUGCCGGCCCACCGCUGGCUGGGGAAAUGCCGAGAAUACCCCUCAAUCGCAAGCGUAUUUAUACCUCCACCCAUACAGCCACCGCAGCAUCUUCAACAUCAUCCUCAUUAUCACCGUCUGGAGGAGCAGGAGCGGGAUCAGGAGCAGCCCGCAUACGCAUACCUCAGACCACAAGCACCAGUCUUCCCGCCCGAACAGGAACUGCCGCAGCAGCCGCAGUCGGCCCAGCAGUCAGUAGUGCCGCCCAUGCCCAUCAAACAGUUGCAUCACCUAACCCUGCCGUCGUCCAGGGCCAACGUACCAAGUCGCGACCUCGUUUCUAUGCGCCCCACGCGACUGCGUCGCCCACCCAGUCGAUCAUCGCCAGCCCAGCUAGCUCAGCGGCGUCAUUACCGACAGGCCACCAUGAGCAGCAGCAGCAGCAUCAAUCGACGGCACUUCCCCAACAACCGGCGUCCGUUAAUUACCAUGUGAACUCCAUUUACGGCGGUGGAGUGGCAGGAGGUGUCGAAGUUGGAGGCUCUCAUAAUGGUACCAAACGGGUUAACUACAAUUAUCAUCCCAUUAUCGAUUUCUUUGAAAAGAACAGACGGACGGAGGCAGCUGUAAACCAUGAGAGAGACUACGAUACUGAAGAAUCUCGCCUAGUGGAACAGCGUGUCUAUCCAGGAGUGGGUGUGGGUGUGGGCAUGGGCAAAAACACAGCUGGCAUCUAUCAGCAUCCUAUUCCAACAACUUCGCAUGAACGUCGCAUGGGAUUUGGUUCUGGUGGCUUGGGGGGUGCCGGGCGGCCUGGUUUUGCCAAUGACAAUGCCUGGCAGCCAAUGGUUGUGGAGCAAUAGAUUAAGUCGCAUGAUUCCCUCAAGCCUGUCGUCCAUCCUCCACAAGCCCUAACCUCUAACGUAUUAACCAGCACUGAAUGUUGCGAUUCUCUAUUUAAAUGCCGGCCUUAUAUUGCCUGGGAAUCGUGUUUUGGUAGUUU